UUCGUGCGCGUUCCCGGCUGAAGGCGAAUGCGGUAGGCGACGAGAAAACAAGCGGCGGCGGAGACGAGACGGACACGGCUCACCUCCACAUCACAAGACCUUAUUUUUGGAGCGGAAAUUUCACGCCCUGUCGGGUCGUGUUAUCAUUGGAGACGGUCGAGGAUAUUCACGGGCAGAAACAAUAGGAUGCAGUGUAGACUUGGCUGGUGACUGGUCUGCUGGCUCUCCACUUCUCUUGUCCCUGGAGUCAGCCAGUUGGGGGGCAGAUUCCUGCGUUCCCCUCCUCUCCGUCUGAGUCUUUGUCUGGACAAAACCAACCGCCUGCCACUGGAGUGCACAGCUCGUCCUCGCCCGUGUUGUCUGGAUCAGCACAGCUCAUCUCCUGACUGAGGAGAGCGAAGCAGCUGCACAAGAUUCACCUUCUACCAACUGAUCCCUCCCGGCCCUGCCCACACCUCCCCGUCACCAUGGUGCUGUCACAACGGCAACGAGAUGAACUAAAUCGAGCGAUAGCCGAUUAUCUACGUUCCAAUGGAUAUGAAGAGGCAUAUUCCACUUUCAAGAAGGAGGCGGAAUUAGAUAAUAAUGAAGAAUUGGAUAAGAAGUACGCUGGCCUUUUGGAAAAAAAAUGGACCUCAGUCAUCAGAUUACAAAAGAAGGUGAUGGAACUUGAAUCCAAACUGAAUGAAGCUAAAGAGGAGAUCACCCUGGGAGGGCCCGUCAGUCAGAAGCGCGACCCCAAAGAGUGGAUCCCUCGCCCGCCAGAAAGGUACGCGCUGAGUGGCCACCGCAGUCCAGUCACCCGCGUCAUCUUCCACCCAGUCUUCAGUCUCAUGGUGUCAGCUUCCGAGGACGCCACAAUAAAGGUGUGGGACUAUGAAACAGGAGACUUUGAACGCACACUGAAAGGCCACACAGAUUCCGUGCAGGACAUCUCUUUUGACCAGACCGGCAAACUGCUAGCAUCCUGCUCUGCAGACAUGACUAUCAAGCUGUGGGAUUUCCAAGGCUUUGAGUGCAUCAGGACCAUGCAUGGACAUGAUCACAAUGUUUCGUCUGUAGCCAUCAUGCCCAAUGGAGAUCACAUCGUUUCUGCUUCGAGGGACAAAACCAUAAAAAUGUGGGAGGUGGCAACUGGCUACUGUGUGAAGACCUUCACAGGCCACAGGGAGUGGGUCCGUAUGGUGCGGCCCAACCAGGACGGCACACUGAUUGCCAGCUGUUCCAAUGACCAGACAGUGCGCGUGUGGGUCGUGGCCUCCAAAGAGUGCAAGGCUGAAUUGCGGGAGCACGAACAUGUGGUGGAGUGCAUCUCCUGGGCACCAGAGAGCGCCUAUCCCACCAUCCUAGAAGCCACUGGCUCUGAGUCCAAGAAGAGUGGUAAGCCAGGCCCCUUCCUGCUGUCUGGCUCCAGAGACAAAACCAUCAAGAUGUGGGAUGUUAGCAUUGGCAUGUGCCUUAUGACACUGGUUGGCCACGACAACUGGGUGCGUGGGAUCCUCUUCCACCCUGGAGGAAAGUUCAUUGUGACCUGUGCAGAUGACAAGACCUUAAGGAUCUGGGACUACAAGAACAAGCGCUGCAUGAAAACCCUGUGUGCCCACGAACACUUUGUUACCUCUCUGGAUUUCCACAAGGCUGCUCCCUAUGUUGUCACCGGGAGCGUAGAUCAAACAGUAAAAGUGUGGGAGUGCCGCUGAUCUGGACCUUGGCAGAUUGGACCAGCACCCCAAUUACCCAGGCGCUCCUCUGGAUUCCUACUCCCCCACUCCUGCCAUCCCACCUCCCUUUUCAUCCCACCUCCCUCCCUCCACCCUCCUCACCUAACAUUAAACCUCACCCGCAAAUCUUCAUCUCCUCUGGCUGCACUUACCACCAUGGUUAUUUACCCAUCGCGCUCUCUGGUCCAAUAACUUUUGUCCUUCUAUGUAAAUUAUUCCUGGAUGUAGAUCGAGCUAUUAAAUGUUACACAAAAAAGUAUUCUUGCAUGGUAAUCCAAAAUUGUAUACUGUAAAUUUACAUAACGUUGUCUAGAAGUACCAUAGGUUUAACACGGGGCUGUCCGUCUGUCACGCAGCCUUACCGACCAACCGAAGGCAGAUGUUUUUGACUGGGUGUAAAAUGUAGGGCACUAAAAACCAAUAAUUUAAGAAAUGACAGUGUCUUUAUGUGUAAGAUUUAUUUUUGUCUAUUUUUUUAUUUAGGAUUUUUUUUUCUGUUAUUUCUCUCCUUCACUGUCGUAGUCUGUUGGUGCCUAGCUUGGUGAAACUUUCGAGAGAUAAGGCAGGAAAAGCAUAUAUGAUGCGAUAAGAUACGAUUGUCUGUGGGGCUUUGUUAUUGAAAUCUGUAGCUUUAUAACGUCACUUCUCAAGUGUGCAUACCAUUUCUCUUCAUGUGGAACUAGGUAAUAUUUUAAUGGCUGUAUAUACGAAUGUUUCAAACUGUUGUCCUUGGACCUCGGGGGCUUAAAAACAGCUUUGUACUCUUGUCAUGGUGGCACAUGAACCACUGCUAGGUUUUAGAUGAAUUAUCCCAUUUAAUGAAUCUGCAGCAAAGAGUAAAAAGUUGAAAUGUUUAAAAGCGGCUUCAUGAAUAAACGCAGAGUUUUUCAAUGGGGAGCCGCGAUGUAGUGAGCGAGUUUGUUUGGCUUUUGCUGUAAGUGAGUGCCCUUGGUCACAGCAGCACCUGAGCAGAGUUCAGGGAUUACACCUGUCUAAUCUCUAGCACUUGAUAAAGACCUUGGGUGUGUCUCCCUUUACGAGACAAUUUCCUCUGACCUUGCAUGUCAGAAAUUUGACAGACUAAACCCUCUGUCGACUUCCAGUCCCUUGACCAGUCAGUCUUGGCAGGGAUUGGUGCACCAUAGGAAUUAUGUAAAGUUGGAAGAUGCUCAGUUGAUCUAAGGUGCCUCUUAAAGCAACAAACGGAUGUCUCGUGUGAAAUAAGCCUGCUGAAGAGAAAACAUAAAGGCAUGACGAGGAGUCAAAGUGAGCCCCCUGGGUUGAUACCUGGGAUGUGCAAAGAUCUCUAAUUUCUGAGGGGUGAAAUAUAUGUUCUGCAUAAUAAAAAAUGGUUUUGAGUAAAAAAGUAAAAAAAAAAAAUCAGUUUUCUGUGAAAAUAUGAAAUGUAAAUUUAGCUUGUUAUUAAGAGAUUUGGCAAUUUUGUAUUAUCGCACUAAAGGAUGAACUGGAUGGGAAUUUAGAAUUAGUGAGGAAAUGCUAGCAGCAGACAUGUUAAGUGAUCUGUUGAUGCUGUUUUGUCUGUAGAGGGGUCUGACGCUGAGGUGUUGGUUUCAUUGUGAAGAGCUCCUCGCUUGUAAAAGAUGGCGGUGCAGCUCCCGGAUCAGAUAAUGGAGGGAGAAUGCUAAAGCCUGAGCAGCAAGGAUCCCUGCAGACAAAACCCCACAGACCGUCUCGCACAUAUGCAAACGUCUUCUGAGUGGCUUUCCUCAAAUGUUCAGCUUUUGAUUUUGGUGGAGCUGCAACUGUAAAAUGGGGCGAUUUUUCAGGACAGACUGGAAAACUGUAAACCAGUCCAUGCUGUAGAAACCAUUCCACUCCCUUUGGAGGAAAAAAAAAAUGAACCAUCUUGCUUCUAAAUGUAGCUGGCAAGGUGAUUCAUUAAUCUUGCACAUCCCUGUUUUCACUAAAUCUUUGGUCCAUUAAUGAUGAUCAAAGACAACAUUAAAAUUUAAUGAUGUUGAUAAAUGCAUAAACCUAUAAUUUCUGAUUAGCCUUUUCAUUCCAAUGCAGUUCUUGGCUAAUAAAGAAUUCCACUGCUUAACUGAUCUUCUUAGCUUCUUUGCCAAGUUUUCCUCUUCCUGUGUGUACUGGAUGUGGUGAUCUGCUGCUCAAGCUCCUGCUAGUGGCUACUGUGAGCCUAAUGUGACCUGUUGAUGUAGCACUGCUGCAUGUAAACCUGCACCAGAGGCAGAGCUGUCAGAACAGCCAUCUUUAAAAAAAAGUUAAUAUAUUGGAGCCUUAUCAUCAGAGAACAAUUGAAUUGAAUAAUGAGGUGAGAAACUGUGUGUAUUUAAAGUAGUUUGACAUUUUGGGAAAUACUCUUGUUUGCUCUGCUGCUGAGAGAUGAGAAUAUCAUACCACUCGUAUUUGUACUGUCAAUAUGAAGCUGCAGCUAAAACCACAACUGGAGGGUUAUCCAUUGGUCUCCCUAGCAACAAACGUGCAAUUACAACGUCAAGAUACUCUUUGUUUUUGUGUAAAUAGGAGUUAAGAAAAUGAUAGUACUAAACAAUCCUUCCAAGUGAGAUUAUUAAAGUUCUAAUAAUGAUAAUAAUAAUUCUUGGGUUUUUACUUUCAAAUACACCACGAUAGAAGUUCAUACGACAGCCGCUUGUAUUGGUUAAUAUUGCAUUCACGCAAUGAACGUGAAAAAAACACUUGUUUUUUCGACACGGGAGUGUUUAAAUGUUAUUCCAGGUUGUUUAGCCCGAGUGUUAACCUCACAGGUACACUAGAUAAACAGCCUUAAAUCGGCUAGUUUUGUUUCGAUCACAUAUAUCCAAAGGUUUGUCACCGAUUGAGUGGACUGUAGUACUACAGUCUAUUUUACAAUCUAUUUCUAGCCAUUGUGCCAACGGUUUGUUGACAUGUUAAGUUAUUUUCAUUAAGUAGAACAUAUUUCUGUUGUGUGACAUUCCUGAUAUUUCCCACUAGUAAUUACAAUGAAGAAGAUGUGGACGUUUUCUUUUUUUAUAGCUCAAAAUUACGGUUUAAAUAAUGUAACGAGAACGCGGCAUGAAUUUCAGUAACUUGUCGGUGUAUCUCUGGUUGCCCGGCAACUGCUCUCUGCCGUUGGACAGAGCCAAGCUAGCUGUUUCCGUCUGUUUCCAGUCAUUAUGCUAAGCUAAGCUAACCGCCUGCAAACAUGAGAUUGGUGUCCAUCUUCUCGUCUAACUCUCGGCAAGGAAGUGGACGGGUUUAUUUCCCAAAAUGCCAAUUACAUUACUGUGUCCUUGGUUGAGUUCAGGCAGCUCUGUACAAUGGUUGUAGAAAGGCUGGUUUUGUUGUGUGUGAUGCUAUUUGAAGGAGGUUUGUGGCCUCCUGUCUUCUGUAAAUGCAAUGGGAUUGUGGCAGACUAGGAUGUCCCAAAAGAGAAACCCUCUUUUUCAGGGAAUAUAACUAGUGUCUCCCUUUGGUGUGCGCCCUCCCCUUACAAAGGUUUUAUUUUUUUCUACAAGCUGUUUUCUCUUGGGUGGAGAAUCGGCUAAUUUUGUAGUACUUACUAUUUGGCAUGGCUAAUGAAGAUGCCAAUGUGUUAAAUGUUCUAGCUGAAGCCAAAAAUGGAGACAUUUGUCAGUACAAUCUGGUUUAUCUGGAGAAAUCAGCCUCUUGUUGGUCCAAUGCUGUGUGACCAACUUUUGAAAAAUGAUGCUUGUCUCCUCAGGAUCACGCUAUGACAUGCCAGACCAUUAAAAUGUAAAUUUAAAACUUCUUCCCUUCCUUGGUUUUACUCAAGGAAGGUGGUGAAUGAAAGGUCAGGACGAUGUGUGUUCUGUUUCUUUUGUAAGAAAAAGUAGACAAAAGCUACAACACAGCUGCUGGUGUUGUAUGCAGGCGUGCGCCCUGUUGAAGAAAAUCCCCUUUUGCCAUUCGCAGGUCCCAAGCAAUCCCUGUGCUGCUCUGGUCUGGUGUGUGAAGGGACUGACAGACAGGUUUUGACUGUCUGUGGGUCGUUUCCUCUGGCCUCAAGUCCACCUGUCCUCUGUAACCUGCCUGUGAACCACAUCUGAGGGCUUCAGACUGCACAACAAGCUCCCACAGGAGAGCUCAUGAUGUUUUCGCCACUAUGGUCUCACUCUUCACUCAGCAAACUGUUAACAAUAUACCUGGAUGUCAUUAUUGUUUGCAAUAUAAUAAAAGAAGUAAAAUCUG
This is a messenger RNA of Lates calcarifer (barramundi perch), 5894 nucleotides long. RefSeq names its product lissencephaly-1 homolog. The transcript is spliced from 11 exons. Gene Ontology annotation, molecular function: dynein complex binding; microtubule plus-end binding. Gene Ontology annotation, cellular component: neuron projection; microtubule associated complex; kinetochore. Gene Ontology annotation, biological process: germ cell development; establishment of mitotic spindle orientation; brain morphogenesis. The record is from RefSeq and is a predicted model, not a curated record. Lineage: Eukaryota; Metazoa; Chordata; Actinopteri; Centropomidae. The coding region runs from base 468 to 1700 and encodes 410 amino acids.